This is a messenger RNA of Rhinopithecus roxellana (golden snub-nosed monkey), 1113 nucleotides long. RefSeq lists its product as uncharacterized. The coding region runs from base 1 to 1071 and encodes 356 amino acids. The transcript has 6 exons. The record is from RefSeq and is a predicted model, not a curated record. Lineage: Eukaryota; Metazoa; Chordata; Mammalia; Primates; Cercopithecidae.
AUGGGGCGGGAUGUGCACAGCUGGGACAUGGGGAAGAGCUGCAGUGGAGAGUGGGGUAUGGUGGAGAGCAAUAAGGGCCAGACUACGCUGGCGGGCCUGGAGGCCUUGGGAGGGCGGACUUUCUCCAAGAGUGGGGGUGCCAGGACAGGGUCCCAAGCAGGGGCCCAACAUGGCCUGGUUUACUCUUCACUGGCAAGCUCCAUGGCCCUGGGUAAUGUGCUUCUCCUGUUUUUCUUCUCAUCGGUUCCGGGCCUCCGGGUAUUGGAACUUCUGUCUGUAAAGGAUGAAGCCGACCUUGCUCACACUGCAGCGGGAUGGAGAAACGUGACCCAGCGGAGGGGCUUUCGGCUGCGGAGUGCGAGAGAUGACCCGAAGGGUGAAGGCAGGGCGAGCGCGCCGCAGUCUAGGGAGCCGGAAGCACUGGCCCGGCGCAGGGCCAGCGACCGCCCCGGGUCUGCGCAGGCGCAGGUCGGGGAAGCCGCGCGCGGUCGGAUUUCUGCGGCCCGCGGCUGCCCUCUCGUGGCCGCGAGGCGCCAUGGCACGGCUGCUUCCACGCAGCGGAGGGGCGCUGGCCGGAGGCUGCGGGUCCAGACCGGCCAGCCGGGGAGGCCAGCCAAGCGCUGUGUUUUUCCAGGUCCGCGCGGGCCAGGGGAGCCCUGCGUGUUUGCUUGGUGGGAGUGGUUUACUGGGAAAGUAGACGGAAGGUACCCUGCAAAUCGGCAUGCACUGUAUUGUUUGGGAGUCAACAGCCUGGAAAGCAAAUAUCAGCCGCUUUGGAAUGUGUUUCCUCUUGUCCGGGGUUUGAAGAUUAGUCAUAAAAAACAUCACUCUGCCCUUGCUGAAGUGCUUGCUGGCUACUCGAUCAUUCCACUUCUAUGUCCCAAGAAGGCCCCUGAGAUUUUUCCGUGUGACCCGGUCACAUUGCAUCUGUAUAGAUUAUCAAAGCACCUCAUGACUGUGGAGGAGGAAGUUGGGGACAGAACAUGGAUCUGGAAGGCUCACAGCAUGGACUUGGGAAUGGGUUUGAGGCUUGAGAAGAGAUGUUCACUCACACAUUGGGUCAUUAAAUAAACAUUAGAGGAUGCCCCACUAUGUGCCGGAUGCUGUGCAGGG